UCUCCUCCACAUCAAGAACUUUUCACAAGAAAAUGGAUCAAGAAUUUGAGGAAUCACCAGAGCAGAAGCUUCAUAAUGAAGAUGAACAACAAGGCUUAGGCCUAGGCCUAAACCAAGACCAUAUCCAAGAUGAAUUUCCAAAACUCCAAAGCCAAGGGCAUGAACAAGGCCUCGAAAUCCAAGGCCGGGCUCUAGAGCAAGAGUUCGAAAGCCAAAGCCAAGGCCAAGAGCAAGGGCAAGGCAAAGGGCGUCUCUUUGGUCGAGAGAAACCAGUGCAUAGCGCUCUUGGGGGUGGAGCAUCCGCGGACCUCAUUCUAUGGCGAAACAAGCAGAUGUCUGCAGCGCUGCUAGCCGGCUCUACUGUCAUAUGGCUCCUCUUCGAAUGGAUAGGCUACCAUCUCAUCCCUUUCAUCUGCCACUUCCUCAUUCUCGCUUUGGCGACGCUCUUCCUAUGGUCCAACCUCUCCUUCUACGUUCACAAGUCGCCUCUCAACUUGCCUGUAAUCGAGUUGCCACAGGAUUUAUGCACGGCCGUUGCCCUCCUACUAUGCGACCGAUGCAACCAAGCUAUCACAAUGCUAUGGGAAGUGACUUCAGGGAAGGACUUAAAGAAGUUUCUAACUGCGAUUUUCGCCUUAUGGGUCGUCUCCAUUGUCGGGAGUUGGUUCGACCUCCUGACUAUCAUCUACAUCAUAAAUGUGUUGAUUCUGACGAUGCCCUCAUUGUACGAGAAACACGAGGAUCGAGUGGACUCAUACGCCCUAAAGGCGAAAGCCAGGCUGAAGAGACAAUACAGCAAACUGGAUGAAAAGGUUCUUCAAAAGCUACCAAAAGUUCCAUUCAUCUCAGACAAUAAGCAGCAGUGAUUGGAAAAAUAAAAAAAAAAUCUAAAAUAUGUUUAGUGCUGAUAAAGAUCCAAAACCUAGUGAUGAUUUAGGGUGAAAGGCCUCUGGAUUUACAUUU
Molecule: messenger RNA, 963 nt
Organism: Salvia splendens (bonfire salvia)
Lineage: Eukaryota; Viridiplantae; Streptophyta; Magnoliopsida; Lamiales; Lamiaceae
Product: reticulon-like protein B4
Exons: 6
Coding region: 33-866 (277 amino acids)
Biological process (GO): response to bacterium
Source: RefSeq, a predicted model, not a curated record